GCGUGGAGCGUGCGGGGGCCGCGCGCUGCCUCUCAGAGGCCGGACGGCACUGCCGGGAGGCGGCGGUGACAACGACGGCGGCGGUGACGGGCGCCGCUCCGGGGGUGAGGCACCAUAACCCAGUUGAACUCUGCGUCCAAAGCCCAAGAUUGAAGAAGAAAGACCAGACAUAUUGACUAACCUGGAAACAGGGACAUCUUUGGAACUUUGCUUUCAUCCUGAGUUAUUUUUUAAAGUAUCACGUGGAAUUGAUUUCUUCAUCUUUUUCUGCUUAUUGGGAAGAAAUGGCUUCAAGGAUUUUAAGUUUUCCUUCAGUUUUGCAUGAACUCUGUAGGAAACGGAGCCCUUGAAGGGCUUGGGAAUAACAAGAAGAGAUCGAAGACAGACAAGCUUGCUCUCUGUUUUCUCUCUUCUUCAAAGAAAAGUGUUUACAACUCAACUCGUAACAGCUGUGGUCCAGCAUUAGCCAUCAAGAGAGAAAUAAAUAAAAUUAACCCACCAUUGCCAGACUACAAACCCUGGUGAAGUCAAGGUGUGGGAGUGGUGGCAUUGAGAAGACUGCCUAAAACGGACAAGGACUACAGUUAAAACAGUUUCUCUUUCAAGCUGGAAGGGUCCGCAGGUUCCUUCUUGGAUAAAAAUACACAGUGCACACCUCUUUUAGGUGCUGCUCACAUUUUGUGGAAGUGUAGUAGUCGUGGAGGUACUAUAGUAUCUCCUCAGGAAUUUUUCCGUGCUCAGAAUUUUCUGGCCUGCCUUGAUAUUUUCCCUUUCUUUUGAAGAUCUGCCUCCAUCCAUGAGCUGUACCUUGAUCUGUCUGACUGUCCAUGUUCUCUACCGGCAGCCAUUUGCAUGUGUACAACCUACUGUUUGUGUCCAAUUUUUAAGCUGUACAAGUUGUGUUUCUUAAUCUCUUCUGCUUUGUUCUGGGGAAGUGGUUAUUCAUCAUUUGGAAUCACCUUUCCCCCUCCCAUAUGCUUUCCUUCAUUUGAGAUCUUUUGACCUUCAGUUUUGUUUGGGAGGGGGAAGGGUGAUAAUUCUAAAUUUUUGGUUUCCCUGUUUUUCUUUGUACUCCUCUCUGUUGGUUCCCUUAUCCCAUUUUCUUGUCCGUUCUGCCGCUGUGUGGGCCUGGGCUAUGCGGCAGGGCAGAUCUCCCUUCAGAGCUCCAACAUGCCCGCAGAGUCUGGAAAGAGAUUCAAACCCAGCAAAUAUGUCCCGGUCUCGGCAGCCGCUAUCUUCUUAGUGGGAGCUACAACACUCUUCUUUGCUUUUACGUGUCCAGGACUAAGCCUGAAUGUGUCACCUGCAGUGCCCAUCUACAAUGCAAUUAUGUUUCUCUUUGUUCUGGCCAAUUUCAGCAUGGCCACCUUCAUGGACCCAGGCAUUUUCCCUCGAGCUGAGGAAGAUGAGGACAAGGAAGAUGAUUUUCGAGCUCCCCUUUACAAAACAGUGGAGAUCAAGGGCAUCCAGGUGCGCAUGAAAUGGUGUGCCACCUGCCGCUUCUACCGUCCUCCUCGGUGUUCCCACUGCAGUGUCUGUGAUAAUUGUGUGGAGGAAUUUGAUCAUCACUGCCCCUGGGUGAACAACUGUAUUGGUCGCCGGAACUACCGUUAUUUCUUCCUCUUCCUCCUCUCCUUGACAGCCCACAUUAUGGGUGUAUUUGGCUUUGGCCUCCUUUAUGUCCUCUACCACAUAGAGAAACUCUCAGGGGUCUGCACGGCUGUCACAAUGGCAGUGAUGUGUGUGGCUGGCUUAUUCUUCAUCCCUGUAGCUGGCCUCACAGGAUUUCAUGUGGUGCUGGUGGCUAGGGGACGCACAACCAAUGAGCAGGUUACGGGUAAAUUCCGGGGAGGUGUGAACCCUUUCACCAAUGGCUGCUGUAACAAUGUCAGCCGUGUUCUUUGCAGUUCCCCAGCACCCAGAUAUUUGGGAAGACCAAAGAAAGAGAAGACAAUUGUAAUCAGACCUCCCUUCCUUCGGCCAGAAGUGUCAGAUGGUCAGAUUACUGUGAAGAUCAUGGAUAAUGGCAUCCAGGGAGAGCUGAGGAGAACUAAGUCUAAGGGAAGCUUGGAGAUAACAGAGAGCCAGUCUGCAGAUGCCGAACCUCCGCCUCCUCCUAAGCCAGACCUGAGCCGUUACACAGGACUGCGAACACACCUUAGCCUGGCUACUAAUGAAGAUAGCAGCCUUUUGGGCAAGGACAGCCCCCCGACACCAACCAUGUACAAGUAUCGGCCAGGUUAUAGUAGCAGCAGUACGUCAGCCGCCAUGCCUCAUUCCUCCAGCGCCAAGUUGAGUCGUGGGGACAGCUUGAAGGAGCCAACCUCAAUUGCAGAGAGCAGCCGUCAUCCCAGUUACCGCUCAGAGCCCAGCUUGGAACCAGAGAGCUUCCGUUCUCCUACCUUCGGCAAAAGCUUUCACUUCGAUCCACUUUCCAGUGGCUCACGUUCCUCCAGCCUCAAGUCGGCCCAGGGAACAGGCUUUGAGCUGGGCCAGUUGCAGUCCAUUCGUUCAGAGGGUACCACUUCCACCUCCUAUAAAAGCCUGGCCAACCAGACACGCAAUGGAAGCCUGUCUUAUGACAGCCUGCUUACUCCUUCAGACAGCCCUGAUUUUGAAUCAGUACAGGCAGGGCCUGAGCCAGACCCACCUUUAGGCUACACCUCUCCCUUCCUGUCAGCCCGCCUGGCCCAGCAACGGGAAGCCGAGAGGCAUCCACGUUUGGUGCCAACAGGUCCACCACACCGAGAGCCCUCACCAGUCCGUUAUGACAAUCUGUCGCGCCACAUUGUGGCCUCCCUCCAGGAACGAGAGAAGCUGCUGCGCCAGUCACCCCCGCUCCCAGUCCGUGAGGAAGAACCAGGCUUGGGAGACUCAGGCAUUCAGUCAACACCUGGCUCAGGCCAUGCCCCUCGUACGAGUUCCUCCUCAGAUGAUUCGAAGAGAUCACCAUUGGGCAAGACUCCACUUGGACGCCCAGCUGUCCCCCGUUUUGGCAAGCCAGAAGGGCUAAGGGGCCGGGGACUAGGGUCCCCUGAACCAGGUCCAACUGCCCCGUAUCUGGGCCGUUCAACGUCUUACAGCAGCCAAAAAGCGCCACCUGGUGUCUCUGAGACAGAGGAAGUAGCCUUGCAGCCAUUACUGACGCCCAAAGAUGAAGUACAGCUCAAGACCGCCUACAGCAAAUCCAAUGGGCAACCCAAGAGCAUAGGCUCAGCCUCCCCUGGCCCGGGCCAGCCAUCUCUCAGUAGCCCCACAAGGGGAGGAGUCAAGAAAGUGUCAGGAGUGGGUGGUACCACCUAUGAGAUUUCGGUGUGAGCCUUCAGCGCCUCCCCUUCCCCACACCUCUGCGCCUACACCAAAGGGCCCCAGGUGGCCACCUUCCUUCCCUCAAGGGGCUCCCCUCCCCUGCACGGACAUUUUUUAAAACACUGAUUCCAAGAGGAUGAGGAGCGUUUUAUAAAAUGCAACAGGGUUGGGGAGUCGGAGAGUUGGGGCCCUGAGACUGGGGUAGCAACCCCCCCUUUUACCUUUUAAGACCUUCCUUUCCCUAAUCCCUGGACCAGACUCAGUGGACAUUUGUGCAAUUGCUCGCCCUGGAGGGAACCAGAUCAUUUUUAAACCAGAAAUAAUUUUUUUUAUUAUUGUUA
Molecule: messenger RNA, 3650 nt
Organism: Lepus europaeus (European hare)
Lineage: Eukaryota; Metazoa; Chordata; Mammalia; Lagomorpha; Leporidae
Gene: ZDHHC5
Product: zinc finger DHHC-type palmitoyltransferase 5
Exons: 12
Coding region: 1171-3318 (715 amino acids)
Biological process (GO): protein palmitoylation
Molecular function (GO): palmitoyltransferase activity
Source: RefSeq, a predicted model, not a curated record